Notolabrus celidotus (New Zealand spotty) is the source of this 2339-nucleotide messenger RNA. RefSeq names its product non-SMC condensin I complex, subunit H (gene ncaph). Gene Ontology annotation, molecular function: chromatin binding. The transcript is spliced from 18 exons. Bases 143 to 2224 code for a protein of 693 amino acids. Gene Ontology annotation, biological process: mitotic chromosome condensation. NCBI's taxonomy places the organism in Eukaryota, Metazoa, Chordata, Actinopteri, Labriformes, Labridae. Gene Ontology annotation, cellular component: condensin complex. The record is from RefSeq and is a predicted model, not a curated record.
UAAACCGUCCGGCGCUAAAUUCAAACGCUUCAGAGGAAGAAAAGCUGCAGCAGGCUCCGUGCUCAUACGACACACAACCGAUUAUAACAAGGAUACAGAGUUUCUGAAACACCACAGUGGAUUUUAAACGACUGAAGCAAAAAUGAGCGCAGCCUCGACACCUGUCUCCCGGAUACAACAAGGAUGGGCAUCAUCUGCUUUAAAGAACAAGGGUCUCUCCCCUGCAGCCUGCAGCACCCCCCUGCUGUCAGCCUUCCCUGGAAAUGAUGACGAGCAGGAAAGACGACAGCGCAGAAGGUCAAGAGUCAUUGACCUUCAAACUGCGACCGACUCCUCCUUCAAUGACUCUGCAACACACAGCGCUGCAGGGACUCCUGCUGCCGUGCCCAAGUUGUCAAAUGCUCAAAUCUCUGAGCAUUACUCCACCUGCAUAAAACUCUCCACAGAAAAUAAAAUCACGACUAAAAAUGCUUUUGGUCUUCAUCUGAUUGAUUACAUGGCUGACAUCCUCAAACAGAAGGACUCUGAACUCACAAAUUUCAAGGUGGCAGCCGGCACUUUGGAUGCCAGUACAAAGAUCUACGCUGUGCGUGUGGAUGCUGUUCAUGCUGAUGCCUACAGGGUGCUGGGUGGCCUGGGCGCAGAGACCAAACCUGGAGAGGACCACGGGCUGAAGGAAGAGCAUGGAGAUGAAGGAGCUGAAGCAACGGCCAAGCAGCCAAAGAAAAAGAGGCCUCCUAAGAGGACAGUGGAGCAGAACCUGAGCAACAUCAACAGCGCCGAGUCCGAGAGGAAGUGUGAGGUGGACCCGAUGUUCCACAGAAUGGCCUCAUCGUUUGAUGAGAGCAGCACGGCGGGCGUCUUCCUGUCGGUCCUCUUCAGUGAGAGCAAUCGCUGCGAACUGCUGUUUCCCUCCAACAUGACCCUCCUGCAGUCCAAACCCUCUUACUCUCCUCCGUCUCCUCAGGGAGUCUCUGCAUCUCCAUUUACAGCCGGACUGAAGCGUUCCCAGGAGAAGAGCUCCAUCUGCCCGUCCCUGCAGGACUUCUCGUUCACUAGCUGGAACCCUGACCAGACUAUGAACCAGCUCUUGGACAAGAUGAAACAGGGUGACCACGUGUUUGACCUGAACGCCGAGGUCGAGCCCGAGCCUGAGCACGAAGAAGACGACUGCCCCGACUUUGAUGCAGACUACGAGGACGGACAAGGCGACUGUGAGGAGAGAUCCAAGGAACACAAGGACGGAUGUGAAGCCUCUGGCUCCGGCAAAGGACGGGAUGUGAUUCCUAUCGGAGAGGGAGACAUCGCCACCAUGUGUCUGCAGCUGUCCUCACAACCAGGGGAUUAUUCAUACUUCAGCCCCAGGACCAUGGCCACAUGGGCUGGACCGGGCUACUGGCAGUUCAAGCCAAAGCACAAGUUGGACCAUUUGCCCGACAAGGAGACACGUAAAAGAAAGCCCAAGAAGACCUUUGAGAUAGACUUCAGUGAUGAUGUCAACUUUGAUACCUACUUCCGCACCACAAGAGCUGCCACCACCAACAGCAAGUCUGCCCUCAGCGCCAGCAAUAAGAAAACAACUCUACCUGCUGACUUCCAGUUUCCCCCGGAAACGCUUUCCCAGCUCAACUUCAAGCCCUCUAGCUCGUUGAGUAAAGAAGGCGAGAAGAGGCUGUCUGGAGAGCUCGGGGAAGGCAUCGGAGACUACGACUACAACAACCCCAACGACACAGCCAACUUCUGUCCAGGUCUUGAGGGCGGCGACAGUGAUGAUGACGUUGAAGGGUUUGCCGGUUCAGAUGAUACACAGACCUCAGGUGACCCUGCAGUCCCACCCUCACAAGAUCAGGAGGGCAUUUCUACCUACGGGGAGGAUGAUCUGGUACCUGAACCAUACAGGGUCAACAAGAUUGAGAUCAACUACGCUAAGACAGCGAAAAAAAUGGACAUGAAGAAACUCAAGACCAGCAUGUGGACUCUCCUGACCGAGAGCCCAGAAAAAACUCCAGAGGAGGAGACAACUGUUGAGAACCCAGACAUGUGUGGGGAGAAGGUCUUCAGUCAGACCACAAAGACGUUGUUACAGAGGUUGCCCAGUACGAUGGCUCAGAACCUCUCUGUGCCCCUGGCAUUUGUUGCUCUGCUUCAUCUCGCAAAUGAAAAGAACUUGGAGCUGGUGAAGGUUGAUGACAUGUCGGAUAUCAUCAUCAAACAAGGCCACUGAGCAGAGACGAGCUGUGGGUGUUGAUAGAGCGUCCCAACGUUUUUUCUCUCUUGUACAAUAUUUGUUUUUUUCUCUCUCUGUCACCUUUAAUAAACUUUUCCUUUUUUCAUUUUCA